Molecule: messenger RNA, 1490 nt
Organism: Hippocampus comes (tiger tail seahorse)
Lineage: Eukaryota; Metazoa; Chordata; Actinopteri; Syngnathiformes; Syngnathidae
Exons: 5
Coding region: 583-1200 (205 amino acids)
Biological process (GO): skeletal muscle contraction; positive regulation of voltage-gated calcium channel activity; positive regulation of protein localization to plasma membrane
Source: RefSeq, a predicted model, not a curated record
GAAACAUUUAAACUGUGUGUCAAAUAUCUGUUACUUAAAGGAAAACCACAUUCCUCUUGAUGCUAACCUUCGCGAAUUUUUCCAUGUAUGGUAGCAUGAAGCUAAACAGACUGUGAGACAGAGCUGUUGUUUAAAACACGCGACGUGUAGUUUUGUUUGUUUGGCAGUUAAACGUAAACAAGGAGUGCCGUUGACAGCUUUUCGAAGAAGAAGAAAUGUUGGCUAUUUGCCGAAGGGUUGCUUUUUGAGUUCACUCCCGCCAUACAACACUCACAUCUUAAAUUUGAGGCAACAAAUCAUAAAUCGGGUCACUCGUCUCUCAAGGGACCACCUGUAUAAAAUAAAAAUGUGUAAUACGCCACUUUUCGCCAGACCCCAAAUUUCAAGGACCCCCUUAAAAGUCACCAGCAGAGGGCAACAGCAACAACUCCAAAAGGAGAGCGAGCGAGAGAGCGGCACGCAAAGUUUGCAGUUUUCCCUUCUUCGGCUUCUUGUGCAAAUUGUGCUUGCUGUGUAGCCACGGAGGAGCUCACGGGUCAACGCUGAGAGUCCGUCAAUGGGAUCGGUGGCUUUUCUGCCCGGAUGGGAUGCACACUGAGCUUCAUGCGCUGUGAAGAAGACUUCCUACCCAUGCCGGUUGAGCAGCAUGAUGACGACCAGGAGGAGGAAGAGGAAGAGGACAAGAUGAGGAAGAAGAGAAAAGACUGCAGCCUCCUCAAGAGAGAAGAAGAUCGAAGUGGGAAAGGCUCGUACAGUGAAAGAACGCUUUGGAUGUGUCCAAGAAGAAGGGGAAAUACAACUUCAGCUGUGUGUUCCGAGACGACGGCAAUGUCCCUCUUGUUGCCCGAGGAAUUGGAAGCCGUGCAUUCUCACACUUUCCGCGAGAAGACUUUCAAGAAGUCCAAGACCUGCAGCGUUUGCAAACUCAUCAUCGUCCACGACGGACUCGUCUGCAGAGUUUGCCGAAUUCCUUGCCACAAGAAAUGCGAAGCAAAGGUGUCUUCGUCUUGUGUUCCGGUGAGCAACUAUGAGCUGGUAAGUGAAGUUUUGUUUCAAGUCAGCUAUCCUUUGCGCCGAAAUGGGCCCCGGUUUGUCUUUCCCCUUGCACAUUGUCUGCCGUUUGAUCAGCUUCUUCGUGGCUCGACAAGCUCGUGGGUGUUUCAAAUUUCCGAACCAAAAGGAUUGCGAUCGCAACGGUAGGAAGGAACGACGUUUUCAUCACUUUUCAUUGGACAGGCCGUUUCGAAAUACUGACGACCUCAACAGACUCAUCAGAAAGGGCGCACCAACUUGUUGGAGUUGUGGCACUGCAUGAAAAAAAACAAACAAAAAAAAAUCCGAAAAGGGUUCCAUCCGACCGACCUCUUUGGAACGAACAUUGCGUAUUCAGCAGCCUUGAGAUGUUUAUACGGGACGCGUUGGAUUGAUGAGAAGCGCAAAGGCGGCACAGCAUUGGAGACGAAGCGGGCAAACUUUGUCCCUGAAACUUG